Molecule: messenger RNA, 2503 nt
Organism: Manacus vitellinus (golden-collared manakin)
Lineage: Eukaryota; Metazoa; Chordata; Aves; Passeriformes; Pipridae
Gene: LRRC31
Product: leucine rich repeat containing 31
Exons: 9
Coding region: 93-1850 (585 amino acids)
Molecular function (GO): protein binding
Source: RefSeq, a predicted model, not a curated record
GUUCUGUUAUCAGCAUGAAGGCAAUGGUGGUGAAUUCUCAGUGCCAUUUUGAAAGAAGGUAAGCAAGAGUGAACUUUACAAAAGCUAAUUCUAUGUCUGCUGAUCCCCUGAAAGAUGACAUGUUGAACUGCCAGGAUAAGCAGGAAGAGGACACCCCAAACAGUUCCCCGUUUGACUUUGUUAUAAAACAGUUCCAAGGAAAGAGCUGUGCUCCUGAAAAAAGGAAAGAGCAGCCUUCAGCCAUCAAAAAAUUCUUCAGGGGCUUUGACUUUGGGAAAUCUGAAGGCAAGGACAGAAGGGAAAUUGAAGAAAAAGAAAUAAACAACUCUGGAGCUGAUGAUCAGAGUGAGAAGGAAGAUCUCUCUGUAGAAGAUGGACACUCACAUCUCAUUUCUGAAGCGGAGUCCCCAUCUGGUGAGCAGAGAUUUAACCAGUUCAUGCAGAAACUGGGAAAGAAACCCAACAGCAAGAAUCUUGAUCUAAAUAACUGUGCAUUAAGUGAAGAAGAUGUAACAGAGCUGGCUUCUUUACUGCCAUUUCUCUCAGAGCUGGAAGAGAUCAGCCUGUCCUGGAAUGGUUGUGUUGGUGGGACUUUGAAGGCUCUCACUGUCCAUCUUCAUCAUGUGAACCUGUUAAAAGUCCUUCGACUUAACAACUGCAGGCUGACAGCUGAGGAUGUCAUCUCCUUAGGAGAGGCAUUUGAAAUUGUUUCUCAGCUUGAAGAACUGGAUUUGUCAUGGAACAGUAACAUAGGUGGAAAACUAUCACUGCUGACAAAAAAAUUCCAGAAAGGAUGCAAGUUAAAAUGUCUGAAAAUUACAGAUUGUAACCUGACGGCAAAGGAUGGGGAAUCCCUUGCUGAAUUUCUAAAUGUGAUCCCAAACCUUGAAGUAUUAGAUCUCUCUAUCAACAAACACAUCGGCUGCAGCAUGAAGGUUAUGGCUCAGGAUCUGAAAAACGUGCCAGGCUUGAAAGAGUUAAACUUGCACAUGUGUGGAUUAAAGCAAGACAGCCUCCAGGGCUUAGACACUGCUUUGCAGCACCUCACAGAGCUGAGGAAAUUAGACAUAUCGUGUAACAGAGAGAUUGGUGGUGGCUUUAAAGACUCAACAGCUCAUCUGGCCAGCUUGAAAAAUCUGGAAGUCCUUGAUCUUCACCAGUGCUGUGUCACAGAAGAGGACAUGACCGUUUUGUCCCAGGUGAUACCUUUACUCUCCAGUCUUCAAGAGCUGAAUUUAUCCUCGAAUAAAAGUGUAGGAGUCUCAUCUGAUCCUCUUCUGGGCCGGCUCAGGUUUUUGCCAAAGCUGAAAUCUGUGGCCAUCAGCAACUGUGGUUUAGGUGAAGAGUCGCUUUCAUCACUAGCUGAGGCUGCCCUUCACCUUCCUGAACUGGAGAUAUUAGACCUUUCUUGGAAUAAGUGCGUUGGUGGGAACCUAAAGCUGCUUUUGGGAGCACUAAAGCUUGCAGCGGAGAUUCAAGUGUUAAGACUGAGCAGCUGUAACUUGGUGGCUGAAGAUUUGGCACUUCUAACAUCACUGACACAGGAUGGCCAUCUCUCCAGGUUGCAGAAGCUGGAUUUGAGUUACAAUGACAGCAUCUCUGAUGAAGGGUGGGUUGUUUUCUGUCAAGGUUUAGCAGUAUCCAAGGAACUCUCGGAGCUGGAUCUCAGCCUGCGCCCGUCGGCCUGCCGGGACUGCGGGACGUGGUUCAGUGAGUUGCUGGCAGCACUGGCACAGCUCCCUGCCCUGGCAGAGCUGGGCAUGCAGAGAUGGGUCCUUUCAGAACCCCAGAGGAAACAACUGGAAAACUUUAAUCACGACAACAAAAGAAACAUUCGCUUUGACUGUUGAUGGAGGCGGAAGGUUUCUGGGAGGCCUUUCACGAGCAGCACACGGACCAAGUGUUAUGUGUCUCUCACUUAGGAGACUACACAGUUUUUAAUAAUCUCUUGAAAUAGUUUCACAGUUAUAGAAAACUGUUAUUUAACCCUCUGCAUCAUAGAUCAUUCUAUUUAAUAACCUAUUCUUUGAGAUUCUCUGGGCCAUGCUGACGCCGCUAUAGACACUUAAUCUUCACGGUGCAGUGGGUAGUGCCCAAAGAGCAGUGCUGGACUCAGAUGGACACACUGCAGGUUUGCCAGGGAAGUGGAGGGGAUGUGUGUCAAUGCAGGUGGGUGGGCAGCGUGAAUGUGGCCUCAGAAAAUGCCUCUAAUGUGAAAAUACUUGAAACCUCUGUGUUUUAAAUUUUAUUUUCUUCUCCCCCAAAACUUUUGCCUCUUUGUGAAUAAAUUAAAUCUACAUAACUGGGAGAUUUGGAAACCAUCCCAACAACUAAACAUUAUAUAUUAGUCCAGUAAGGAGAAUACAGGAGGAGCUGUUUUGCCUCUGCUCUGGUCCUUGAUGCCAUCUUAUAGUGUAGCUGAGUCCUGUGUACAGAAUCAACAUAAAAUCAAGGUAAGAAACAGUUGUUCAGUGUCUUUGCAGGUCUCAGGGGCAAGGGAAAU